Molecule: messenger RNA, 492 nt
Organism: Dissoconium aciculare CBS 342.82
Lineage: Eukaryota; Fungi; Ascomycota; Dothideomycetes; Mycosphaerellales; Dissoconiaceae
Exons: 3
Coding region: 1-492 (163 amino acids)
Source: RefSeq, a predicted model, not a curated record
AUGCAGUUCACUACUCUCGCUGUCGGGCUCCUGGCCUCCCUCAGCUCAGUCACCGCUGUGGCUCUCGAGAAGCGUGUCGAUCACUAUGGUAUCGCUACGGUCAACCCCAACCCGAGCAAUGGGCUUGGCUCAUGCGGAAACCCCUUUCGAGACAGCCAGUACAAGGUGCGGAGUUUCCCCAAAACAAAGCGAAGGGAUACGCUUACUGACGGCGGGUUCAAGGUUGCGCUCAGCAACUACUGGAUGAAGAACCAGAGCCCCUCCUCGUACUGCGGACGUAAGAUCGUUCUCACGAACACUGGACCCAGCGGCGACAACUCUGUCGGAGGCAAAGGAAACUCCGUUGUUGUGACCGUCGACGACACCUGCCCUGGCUGCGAUGAGAACCACCUUGACCUCAGUGUUGCCGCCUGGAACAAGCUCACCAAUGGCCACGGCUACAGCCAAGUUGGCAUCACCUGGCACUUCUGCAACGCCAACGGCCAGUGCUAG